Molecule: messenger RNA, 1224 nt
Organism: Paramecium tetraurelia
Lineage: Eukaryota; Ciliophora; Oligohymenophorea; Peniculida; Parameciidae
Exons: 1
Cellular component (GO): cytosol
Source: RefSeq, a predicted model, not a curated record
AUGAUCGAAAAUCCCAAUUUCACAAGCAUAUUUGAUAAACAAUAAUUCUUUUAUGGGAUUGUAAUCGAUGGUUAGAAGAAUGGAAUUGGAAUUCACUAUAAAAACCAGAAAAGCAUCUUUGAAGGGGUUUUUACUGAUAACUAAAAGAACGGAAGAGGCAUAGAGUUAUUUUUUAAUGGCUCCUUCUACAUUGGGUAGUAUUCGAAUGGAAAACCUGAAGGAACUGGUAAAUUUUAAUGGCAAAAUGAUGAGACCUACGAAGGGUAAUGGUUUUAAGGAAAGAAACAUGGUUCUGGAAUUUGGAAGGGUUCUAAAGGAGACUCCUAUAUUGGAGAAUGGAAAUUGGGAAUUCCAGAUGGUUAUGGUGUGCAUUUAUGGAUUAAUGGUGAUCGUUACGAAGGAGAAUUUAAAAAUUGUUUAAAGGAUGGUUAAGGAACUGAAAAAUUUACUAACGGUGACACUUAUAUAGGAUAAUAUUAAAAAGGAAAGCCUAAUGGAAUUGGGGAGUACUUUUGGAACAAUGGAGCAGUUUAUAAGGGAGAAUUUAAAGAUGGGGUUAGACAUGGAAAAGGAAUUUGGAAGAGAGGCAAUGGAUUAUCUGAUUAAUAUAAUGGGGAAUAUAUCAAUGAUCAGAAACAGGGAUAUGGCAUUUAUAUAUGGGCUGAUGGAAAUCGUUAUGAGGGAUAAUUCUUGAAUGAUUUAAGAGAUGGCCAAGGAACUAUGUAUUGGCAUGAUGGCUCAUUUUAUAAAGGAUAAUGGAAGCAGGGAAUUUAAGAUGGAUAAGGAAUCUUAUCUAUUAAUUAAGAUCUCAUCAAAGGAAUAUUUUAUGGAUCCAAAUUAAUAUAAAUGAAUGAAAAUACUUAAUUCAACGGUAACUAAACAAGAAAUAAGGCUCAUUCUGUUGAAGCAAGGUAAACAUCAUAUGGGACUGACGAAAAUCAUUAGAAUGGCAGUUUAUCAAAAACUUAAUAAAGAAAAGAUUCUGCUGAAUAUAGCACAAAAGUGAAUUCAUUCACUCAAACUUAUCGAAAUUCUAAUUCAGUUGAUUAGAGAGUUAUGAAUAUAUCAGCUGCAAAAAGAUUUGGAAAAAUCACAAACUCAAAACUGCUAGAAUAAUUUAAUUAAGCAAGAUUUCCAAAGGUGCAAUAAUAGUAAUCCAAUAAAUAACAAUUAUAGAAAAGACUAUGGAAACCAACUGGGAUCCCAAAAAAUGUAAAAUUUUGA